GGAAAAAAAUCUCAACGCCCGCAAUCUAUUUGAUGAGAUAAACCCGCGAUAUAAACCCCGCUGGGAUGGUGGGGUGAGUGGCCCUUAAAUGCGGGUUGUAUGUCUUCCAUAUGCCCCCCCAUGAACGACCCCAUGGAUGGGGGGAAAUGGAGAUGCCCUUGGCGAGUGUAUAGAGAAGUAUUUAUUAUUCAGAGAUUCCUUUCUGUUUUUCCUCUUUCUUUUCCCCUUCUUCUGUUUCCUCAUACCACUCUUCAUAUCGUCCUUCUCGGUCUUUUAACACGCUUCUCCAUUUGAACCCCUCCCCCAAAUAUAUACCCCGCCAAAACUCAUCUCCACGCAUUAUACGAAAAUGGGAUACCCAGAAACUUUCACCGGAUUCCAAAUUGAAGAUCCGGCGAAAUGGACCGAGUUUCACAAGAAUGAAUACACACCUAAGCCAUUCGGCGACUUCGAUGUCGAUAUCAAAAUUCUGGCGUGUGGUGUUUGCGCCAGUGAUUUGCAUACUGUUAGUGGAGGGUGGGGUGAACAAAAGUUUCCGCUUUGUGUGGGGCACGAAAUCGUAGGUGAAGCCCUCCGUGUUGGCCCAAAAGUAACCCUCAUCAAACCUGGCCAACGUGUCGGUGUCGGCGCCCAAUCAUACUCUUGUCUCCAAUGUCGUCAAUGCAAGAAUGACAACGAAACAUACUGUCGCCAUCAGCUCGAUACUUAUGGAGCCGUCUGGCCAGAAACUGGAAUCGUUUCCCAAGGUGGUUAUGCUAGUCACGUUAGAACUCAUGAGCAUUGGGUCUUCCCCAUCCCAGAUGGAUUAAAGAGUGAAGAGGCAGCUCCUAUGUUGUGUGCUGGCUUGACAGCGUAUAGUCCUUUGGUCAGAAAUGGCUGUGGGCCAGGGAAGAAAGUGGGUAUUGUGGGGUUGGGUGGAAUUGGACAUUUUGGAGUUAUGUUUGCUAAAGCUUUGGGAGCCGAGACCUGGGCUAUUUCGAGAACCCAUGCUAAAGAAGCCGAUGCCAAGAAACUCGGCGCCGACGGCUUCCUCGCCACUGCCGACAAGGAUUGGAACAAAGAGCACAUCAUGACCUUUGAUUUGAUCGUCAACACUGCCUCCUCAUCUUCUGGCUUCAAUUUCUCCGAAUACCUCGAGCUUCUCGACGUUCACGGACACUGGGUAUCGGUCGGAUUACCCGAAGGCGAGGGCCAAACCAUCGAUAACUUUGAGCUCUUGAAGAACGGUGUACUCAUCGGAGGAAGUCAUUUGGGUAGCAGGAAAGAAGUUCUCGCCAUGUUGGAUUUGGCAGUUGAGAAGGGAAUCAAGAGUUGGGUGGAGACGAUUGAGAUUAAUGAGGAGGGAUUGAAGACAGCGUUGACGAGGUUGCAUAACAAUGAUGUUAGGUAUAGGUUUACAAUGGUCGGGUAUGAGAAGUGCUUUGGUGCUUAGAGUGAAUUGGUGGGGUUUAUGUAGGCGAAAUAUUAAGCUUUGCAUUUGUGCCA
Molecule: messenger RNA, 1485 nt
Organism: Botrytis cinerea B05.10
Lineage: Eukaryota; Fungi; Ascomycota; Leotiomycetes; Helotiales; Sclerotiniaceae
Exons: 3
Coding region: 350-1432 (360 amino acids)
Biological process (GO): alcohol metabolic process
Molecular function (GO): alcohol dehydrogenase (NADP+) activity; zinc ion binding
Source: RefSeq, a predicted model, not a curated record